UACGGAAGAGUGAACUUUUCAUGUGCUGCAGUCAGCUACUUUCUGAGCGCAACCCCCUAUCCUUUCAGUAUGCAGACGGCUCGGAAUGGCUACUGACGCCAGCACGCUUGAGGAGCUACAUAGCGAGCUCACCUGUCCAGUGUGCCUCGAGCUCUUCCGUGAGCCGGUGAUCCUCGAGUGCGGACACCACUUCUGUCGCGUGUGCAUUACGCAGUGCUGGGAGGCCAAGUACGAUGAACACCCGACCUGCCCGAAGUGCCGAAAGACAUGCGCUCCGAAGCUGCGCCCCAACUCGCUUCUGUGUAACGUCGUGGACAGCGUGAGGAGAGCUCGAGACAUAGAUGGGAAACCCGGAGACCAGGAGAGCUCACAGGAGGAUACUGAAGAACGGCAACGGGGGGGCAUUAUGCCCAGCUCCGGGUUCAGUUUCACCGAUUUCUGUCCUCGCCUCGAGUCAGACCGGUGUGAGGAGCACGAGGAGAAGUUGAAGCUAUUCUGUGAGGAUGAUCAGCUCGCGAUCUGCCUGGUGUGCGGGAUGUCCCGAGAUCACAAGACGCACAAUGUCAUCCCCAUCAACGAGGCGUUCGAGAACUACAAGGACAAGCUGUCCAUAGCCCUGGAGAGAGUAAUGAUCCAAACAGAACAGGCUUCUCUCUGUCAGGUCCAGACCAACAACAAGAUCAUGCUCAUCAAGGAGCGAGCUGGGGACAUAGAGGAGCAGGUGAGUGCAGAGUUUGGACGUCUGAGGGAGUUCCUUCUCCAGGAGGAGGAGAGAGUGAAGGAGAGUCUGCGGCGGGAGAAGGAAAAUAGGCUCAACCAGUUGGAGGAGGUCCUCAAACACACCACAGAGCAAAUUGGCCAGUUAGAGCAAACUGCCGACCAGCUCCGCGUCAAACUCCGAGAGAAUGAGAACCCGGCACAACUCCGGGGAAUCAAGGAUUUUAUCAGAGGAGCGGAGAUUAUGUUUGAGCGACCCCCGGAGGUGUGUGUGGAUCUGCCGGAGGGGGAGUUCCUGGGACCACUGCAGUACCGCACCUGGAGGAGGAUGAGCGCUGUCCUUCAGCCAGGUGUGACAGCGGUGACUCUAAACCCAGACACCGCCUACCCCAGGCUGUGGAUGUCCACGUGCUGCACCCAAGUCAGUGUCGGGGACAUCCAGCCCAACCUGCCCAACAACCCUGAGCGCUUCACGCGCUACAACAUUGUCCUGGGAAGCCAAGCCCUCGCCUCAGGGCAACACUACUGGGUGGUUGAGGUGGGCACCAAGACGGCCUGGGGGCUGGGGGUGGCGGCCGCCUCGGUCAACAGGAAGGAUGAGAUUAGCCUGUGUCCUGACGACGGCUUCUGGACCCUGGUGUUAAGAGAGGGGCGGGGAGGGAGCGAGUACGAGGCCUGCACCAACCACGAGGAGAGCCUGUUGCACCCCCCUCGACCCCCCAGGAGGGUAGGGGUGUACCUUGACUACGGGAGGGGUGUGGUGGCGUUUUACGACGCAGGGGAUAUGAGUCACCUGUUCACCUUCUCCGACGCCACGUUCACAGAGCCGGUGUUCCCCUACUUCAACCCCUGGCCAAUCAUCAAAGGGAGAAACCGUGAGCCUCUUAUCAUUAUUAGCCCCGACCCGGAGGUAUGAGAGACCCGUUAAGAACUGUCAGAGAACACUGAGAACCAAAGACAAGAAAGUGGAACAAUGUAGAAAACGUGUGAGAGAAACUGCAAUGUCAUCAUCCUAUUCACUAACACUUGACUAUUGUUCACGGUUUUGUCGUUUAUGAACAUUUCCUGUAAAUAUGCUUCCAUGGAAUAUGUGGGUGUUUUGUGUUUAAAGAGAGCACAUGCCAGAGGACUCUGAAGGAAGCCACAUGGAAAAGCGAAUUGAAAAGCACCUUAAACAUGACAUUCUUUCCCUUACAAAUGGACAUGGCCAAAGACUGAAAUUACAAUUUCCUACUAUAUUUAUCUAAAGUGUGUAUAUAGUAAGAUGACAGUGUUUUACAGUGUAUUUUACAUUUUAAUAGUGGAGUAUAUACAUGGGCAAAUCAGAUCACGCCUCCAUUCUGCUCCUCCAGGAAGCAGGAAGCACCCCUUGGUAAGGUCUGUUGGUGUGACCAAUCAGAAUCUAUGCUUCUAGAUUGUUUUGAUCACGCAGACUGGAAAAUGUCCCCGGUCGCCUUUGAGAAUAGUAUCGACGUAUACACAUCGGUGACUGGCUUCAUCAGAAUGUGCAUUAAGGAUGUUGUUCCCACUGUGACGAUUGGAACUUAUCCAAACCAAAACCGUGGAUAGAUGGCAGCAAUCGCACAAAACUGAAAGGCGCGAACCACCGCAUUUAACCACGAAAAGGUGACUGGGAACAUGGACGUGUAUUAAGAGACCAGCUGUGGUUGCAAUUCAACAGCUCAAACAUGAGAUGAUAAUCACAAAUGACAAAGGGAAAGCCAGCCAUGUCGCCGACACCGACAUACCCGCCUUCGGACAAGCGGAACACCUUCGCCCGCUUCCAGGACAACAACAUCGAGCCACCGACGCAGGCCCUUGACGCUCGCGGGGACUGUGUGCUCUCGUUUCUCCGUGCGUAAGACAUUUAAGCGUUGCCGGCCCAGGUUGCCGGCCCAGACGGCAUCCCAAGCCGCGUCCUCAGAGCACUGGCUGGAGUGUUAACGGACAUAUUACAUCUCUCCAUAUCCCAGUCUCUUGUCUCUACUCUCUUCAAGAUGUCCACCCUUGUUCCUGUACCCAAGAAAGCGAAGGUAACUGAACUAAUUAAAUGACUGUCGCCCCGGAGCACUCACUUCUGUCAUUGUGAAAUGCUUUGAGGGGCUGGGUAAGGAUCAUAUCACCUUACCCGGCACCGUAGACCCACUACAAUUAGCAUACAGCCCCAACAGGUCGACGGACGACGCAAUCGCCAUUAUACUGCAUACAGCCCUGGACGAGAGAAAUACCUAUGUAAGAAGGCUGUUCAUCGACUACAGCUCAGGCUUCAACAUCAUAAUGCCCUCCAAGCUCAUUACUAAGCUCAGGGCCCUGGGUCCCGCCCGUGCAAUUGGAUCCUGGACUUCCUGACGGGCCGACCCCCAGGUGCUGAAGGACACUGAAGAAAUUCAGCUUGGCCCCAAAGACCCUCAAGAACUUCUACAGAUGCAUAGUACUGUACUACCCGCAACCGCAGGGCUCUCUAGAGGGUGAUGCAGACAACCCAGCACAUCACCAGGGUUCACACUGCCUGCCCUCCGGGACAUCUACAGCACCAGAUGUCACCAAGAAGGCCAAGAAGAUCAUCGAGGACCUCCGCCACCUGAGCCACAGCCUGUUCACCCCACUGCCAUCUAGAAGGUGGAGACUGUACAGGUGGAUUAAAGCUGGGACCGAGAGACUGGUAAACAGCUUUUAUCUCCAGGCCAUCAGACUGUUAAACAGUCACCAUUAGCCUUAGACACUGUUCUAGUCAACUACCACCCGGUAUUCCACCCUGCACCUUGGAGACUGCUGCCCUAUGUACAUAGUCAUUCAACACUGGUCCCUUUAAUAAUGUUUUCAUACUGUUUAACCCACUUUAUAUGUAUAUACUGUAUAUUCUAGUCAUGGCUCAUCCUGUAUAACUACUUCUGUACACACCUUUUCUAUUCAUAUAGUGUCCAUACAGUCAAUACACACCAUUAUAUACAGUAUAGACACACCAGGCCCACCCAUGGCUGCUCCCCUGCCCAGUCAUGUGAAAUCCAUAGAUUAGGACCUAAUUUGCCUAUAUGAACUGUAACUCAGCAACAUUUUUGAAAUUGUUGCAUGUUGCAUUUAUAUUUUUGUUCAGCAUACAUGUAAAGUGGGUUGAACAGUUUGUAAAUAUUAUUAAAGUGACCAAUGUUCAAUGACUCUUUGUACAUAGGGCAGCCGUCUCUAAGGUGCAGGGUAGAGUACCGGAUGGUAGCCAGCUAAUAACAGUGUCUUAGGUUCAUGGCAGGGCCCUGGGCCGGAGGCUGGCUAGUGAUGACUGACAACGUUGGCUAGGAGCGAGUAACAGGGUGACUGUGUCUGUCGGCGUCAUCUUUUGUGUCAUCUAUAAUAAAAAUGUGUUGCAUUACCUCCA
Molecule: messenger RNA, 4087 nt
Organism: Oncorhynchus kisutch (coho salmon)
Lineage: Eukaryota; Metazoa; Chordata; Actinopteri; Salmoniformes; Salmonidae
Product: zinc-binding protein A33
Exons: 7
Coding region: 86-1633 (515 amino acids)
Biological process (GO): protein ubiquitination
Molecular function (GO): protein binding; ubiquitin-protein transferase activity; zinc ion binding
Source: RefSeq, a predicted model, not a curated record